AUUAACUUCCAUUUUCGCCUUCCCUUGUUCAUCUUCAACUUUCUCUUUCUCUUUCGUUUGAUUGCUCUGUCUGAACUGUAUCCUUUUCGUCUACCACAUUCUUGUUUGCUUUUUCACCAAGUUUUUAUCUUUAUCAUCAGAGAACAGCAGAAGGAAAGGAAAGGAAAAGGGCGAACCCUUUUGAAAGGUACAACCUUUACAGGCAAUAGGGUAUUGAAUCCUGCAAAUCAUUUUCUUCUGUUUGCUUUCUAAAUAUUGUCAUUCAUGGGCUGCUCUGCUUCUCGUUCUAAUGGCACCUUUCUCACCCGACAUUCACAAGGUCAAUCUCCAAACCCAUCUUACAGCUUCCAUUCUCAAGCUUCUCCUUUUGAUUCUUCUCCCACCCUGAUUUCUCGUACUCUCUCUUUACCCUCUCCUCUAAUCCAUCAUCCUCCUCAGCGUAAAGGGGAUACGAACCAUUUGGUAUCUCUCACUUCCACCACUUAUGGGUCUCUCAUUCUCGUCGACCAAAUUCCAAACCCUAACCCUAACCUCAACAGUCAGGAUCGUGUCGAUUCCAAGGAACCUUCUUCUCCGGAUUCUGUAAUCAACACCUGGGAACUCAUGGAAGGACUCGAUGACCUCAAUUUCGAACUCGAUUUCGAUUUUGUUCAGAAACCCAAAUCAGGCGAACGGUUUCCCCAAGUCUUGGUUGAGUCUCAUGCGAAACCCAAUUCGAAUAAGGGUUCGUUUGAAAAGCUUACUUCUUAUGAAAUAGUUGAAAUUGGGGAUUCGAAGCCAUUGUGGAAGCAUUUGUCAGAAGAAUCGCUGUUGGCUAAGAUGGAUCCUAAUGUGGCUUCUAGUUACAGAAGGGCAUUGACGUUGAAGCAAAUGGAUGGUAGUAGUAAAGAUUUAAAACCCAAGACAACAAACUCAAGGUCUGUUGUUGAGUCCUCUUCGGCCAGUCCCAGUGCGAUUAAGCCCAUUUUGCCUGGAACCCAAGACAGGGUUGUAUUGUACUACACCAGUCUUCGAGGAAUCAGAAGAACUUAUGAAGAUUGUUGUGCAGUCAGGAUGAUUUUGAAGGGAUUCAGAGUGUUUGUAGACGAAAGAGACAUCUCAAUGGACUCUGCUUACAAGAACGAACUUCAGGGCGCCUUUGGAGGGAAAUUGGUUGGUUUGCCACAGGUGUUUGUAGGAGGGAAGCAUAUUGGUGGUGCAGAACAGAUCAAGCAGAUUAAUGAAAGCGGAGAAUUGGCGAGGAUUUUGCAGGAUUUCCCAGUUUGCGAUCUGGUGCUUUCUUGCGAUGGAUGUGGAGAUGCUAGGUUUCUCCCGUGCCCGAACUGCAAUGGAAGCCGGAAGGUGUUUGAGGAGGAUGAAGGCGGCAGGCUUAGGAGAUGUCCAGAAUGCAAUGAAAAUGGUUUGAUUCGUUGCCCAACUUGUUGUUCAUGAUGAAAUCAUUGUUUGAUUGUUUGUUUAUUUGUGUUGGGAGUUGUUAAUAAUUGUUGCUUCAGAUGUCAAAAACCGGUUAUUUUUCGCGAUGUCGCGAUUUAGUACAAUUGGACUUGAUAUUGUACUCACACCUUUGACUACGGCUUGAUUCGAUAUUUUCAUCUAAUAGUGUUACCAAAUUUGUACAUUUUAUG
Impatiens glandulifera is the source of this 1625-nucleotide messenger RNA. RefSeq lists its product as uncharacterized. NCBI's taxonomy places the organism in Eukaryota, Viridiplantae, Streptophyta, Magnoliopsida, Ericales, Balsaminaceae. The coding region runs from base 265 to 1431 and encodes 388 amino acids. The record is from RefSeq and is a predicted model, not a curated record. The transcript has a single exon.